AUGCGAGACGAGAAACGCAAGGCCAUUCCGGCUCUUGGAUUCUACCCCCAAGAUGAGAUCAGCACUGGAACCACUUUGAUCGCAAUGGAAUACAACGGAGGAGUUGUUGUUGGAACCGACUCGAGAACUAGUGCUGGAUCGUUCAUCACUUCCCGUGCGACUAACAAGAUCACUCCAAUCACCGAUAACAUGGUUGUGUGCCGUUCAGGAUCUGCAGCUGACACUCAAGCCAUCGCCGACAUCGCCAAGUAUCAUAUUGACGUCUACACUAUGACUGAGAACAAGCCAGUGACGAUCUACCGCUCUAGUCAAAUCUUCCGUCAGUUCCUUUACAACUACCGAGAACAACUUUCUGCUUCUGUUCUCGUCGCUGGAUGGGACAGCGAGCUUGGAGGACAAGUCUACGCUAUCCCGAUUGGUGGAUUUGUCUCUCGCCAACGUUCAACUGCUUCUGGAUCUGGAUCCACAUUUGUGCAAGGAUUCCUCGACAGUCAGUGGAGACCAGAUUUGACUCUUGAAGAGUGCAAGGCUAUUGUCAAGCAAGCUGUCGGUCUCGCUACAUUCCGUGAUGGAUCAUCUGGAGGAGUCGUCCGUCUUGCUGUCAUUGACAAGACUGGAUCCAAGUUCGAGCUUUUCCGUCCAGACAAACCAGGAUUCCCAUUCGUGCAGACACCAACUCCACAUCUCUCAUUCCCACCACACAUUGAGCAAGUGCUCUAA
This is a messenger RNA of Caenorhabditis briggsae, 720 nucleotides long. It is a transcript of the gene Cbr-pbs-1, whose product is annotated as Protein CBR-PBS-1. The record is from RefSeq and is a predicted model, not a curated record. The transcript has 5 exons. Gene Ontology annotation, molecular function: threonine-type endopeptidase activity. Lineage: Eukaryota; Metazoa; Nematoda; Chromadorea; Rhabditida; Rhabditidae. Bases 1 to 720 code for a protein of 239 amino acids. Gene Ontology annotation, cellular component: proteasome core complex.